AUGGAAAUGGGAUUGUUUGAUAAGCAAGGGACCGAAGACAGUGUUGAGAGUGGGCAAAGUGUAGACGUAUGGCAUGGCAAGAUCGACGCAUGGAAGAACACCAUCGACUGCCAAAGACAUCACGAGGACAAUGACGACACAACUUGGAACGACCCACAGAGGUUCGCUUUGUCGAUAAUUUUGUGCCAACGCCUGAGAAAGGCCAUCAAUCAACGAUCGCCUCAAGAAAUGCUCGAGCAAGCUUUUUCGACACUUUUUAGCAGUUGUUCAGCCAACGGGCUUUUCCCGGGAAAGCUAGACGACAACCAUAAGCCAACUCUAUACGACUCUGAGCUUACGCGGGAUGUUUACUGGGAAAACACAUUCGAGAUACCCCAUGUUCUUUGGAGGUAUUGCCGUGACUUAACCGACGGAUCUGAAUCCACUGGACAGCCGGAAUCCAGCUUAUCACCUAGCACACCGUUGACAAAUGAUGAUGAAUUCUGUCAGUCGCACACCACAAAUCAAAUCAUUAGACUUCUACAGAGUCUUUCGACUGAAGAUUCAGGAUUCAAGAAGCCGGAAUCCCCUCCCUGCUUCUCGAUGAAAAAAGCUUUCCCGUUCAAUAAUAUGACAGACACAAAGAACAUUGUGGAGCUUCAAGACGAGUGGCUUUAUAACUUGCCAGCCUUUUUUAUACCGGCCAAAAAGGGAUGUGAGAAGAGAGAGGACACAGACACCAGCAGCAUCGCUUCGGAAAACAACUCAGCAUAUGCCGCAUCGCUGUCGACUGGUACUGGGAAAGCUUCAGCCAACCGGGUGCUUGUCGGGUUUAAGAUUGACAUCUUAUCCAAAUCUGCGCAAAACAGAAGUUCUGAAAAUGACUCCGAGGAAAAGAUCAAAACGCAUGCGGAUGUUGCAAGAAUUAUGGCGAGAGGGAGGACCCAAGAUGUCAAAAAACGACUCUGGCUAUUUGCGUCAACAAAUCCACUCGGUAACAGAAUUUGUGCGUCAACUGUGUCAAAAACAGAGAGGAAAGAAAAAAAGGCGAUCGAGACUUUUUUGAAGAACCAUGAAUCUUUCGACAAUUAUUUCUGGGAGGAUACGGUGGCGGAACUCAACACUUGGGAAACGGAGCUGCAGCUUUCCUACUACACGCUGCGCUCCAAUAACGACGAAGAUCGGGAACAGAGAAAUAACCUGCAUAAAAGAGACGACAUCGUAUUUCCUGCUCUGUCAGACGAUGGAUAUCAAAUUCGUAUCGCCAAAGCGGUGGCCGGUUUUCGGUUCGAGGGCGACUUUUUCGACCGCUACUGGACAUGUCGGUUUUUGAUUUCUGACCCAAAUUAUAAGUAUAAUUGGGGCAUAAAAUCUGACGGUCAACGUGAAAUCUACGAAAAUGAUGACGAGGACGCGGAAACCGAUGCGUCUAGCGAGGACGACGAGGACAAUGAAUAUGACACAUUCGCUGGGAUAUCACACAGAUCAUCAACGGAAAAACAGCGCAGGAUCCUGGAGCUAGUUCAUUCUUCUUGGAUGAUCAGAACCAUGAACAAUACUGCACGGGAGGUUCUGAAUGUGAUGAAAGAACAUUUAGAGAAGGGGAAAGGCAACAUGCGUAAGUCGUUCGCUGCCACCCAAGAAUAUCGACUCGAAGAAGCCGAGGUUCAGAAGUUGGAUUUCAAAGGCUUCUUGGUCGCAAGCAGGCGUUUCCAGGAAUUUCAAUUUGAAUUGCAAAAAGUUGAGGCGCAAUUUUCCGAGAAUCUGGCAACUAUCGAUCUUUGGCUGGGUCGAGAGAAAAGCCGCCAGGCCGAAAGACCGCGAUGGUCAUUUAAUGAUGAAAGUCGUUACAGAGCCGAAAUUCAGAAAUUCGUAGCCCUAAACGAUCGGUCCAUUCGGGAAUUUAGGAGUUACCACCAAAGGAUUUCAGCAUUGAUCGAGGCAACUACGAAAGAUCUCGAGAUCAUGCACAGUUGGCUGGACAUCUUACGUAACGACCUAGAACUCCGACGCGGAGAGGACAUCAAGCGCUUCACGUACGUCACCGUCGUGUUUCUGCCACUGGGUUUCGCAACUGGUAUCUUCAGCACGAGCGGAGCACCUGCUGGACCAACAUUGAUCAACAUGACUUUGACCGCCAUCACAACCUUGACAAUCACUGUGCUGGCAUUGGUGGUGUACAAAUUCGCAGAUUCGCCUCGAUCUAGGGAAGAAUUGAUGAGAAGAUGGGUGUCAUUCAGAGCAAGAGGGCUAAAGUUGAUGAUAAUGAGAAUAAUAGUGGUUAUGUUGUUUAACCGGUUGAAGAGCCUAUUCUCGAAAGAGGCUAACAAGAGAGCGGAUGAUAGCCCAGAAAAAGAGGCAGAUGGAGGCCGUGAAGACCAGGACAGGGAACUUUCAGAAAGAUCCGAGGAUGAAGAUUCACAGGUACAGAUGGAUCGAAGUGAAGAGGGAGCAAGUGAUCGAACUUCGGAAGUUCAAAGAGGUGGUGCUGUGAAUGGACAGGAUAAAUGGAGAUGGAAUGCGAUACUAAGGAGUUUCAGGAUAAGGGGUACUGGAAGUCUAGAUGAGAGGUUCCGGGAGGAUGUUGAGAGACGUGCCUCUAGCGAUGCGGUCACUAUUAGCAAUUUUGAAGGAACCAGCUUAACAUCGCGGCGGACCAGCUCGACUAGUUCAAGUAGACAAACGUCGGGAUAG
Molecule: messenger RNA, 2673 nt
Organism: Colletotrichum siamense
Lineage: Eukaryota; Fungi; Ascomycota; Sordariomycetes; Glomerellales; Glomerellaceae
Exons: 2
Coding region: 1-2673 (890 amino acids)
Source: RefSeq, a predicted model, not a curated record